This is a messenger RNA of Strongylocentrotus purpuratus (purple sea urchin), 2955 nucleotides long. RefSeq names its product serine/threonine-protein phosphatase 6 regulatory ankyrin repeat subunit C-like. The record is from RefSeq and is a predicted model, not a curated record. The transcript is spliced from 6 exons. NCBI's taxonomy places the organism in Eukaryota, Metazoa, Echinodermata, Echinoidea, Camarodonta, Strongylocentrotidae. Gene Ontology annotation, molecular function: RNA binding; protein binding; RNA nuclease activity. Bases 1 to 2955 code for a protein of 984 amino acids. Gene Ontology annotation, biological process: RNA processing.
AUGUGGAAGAAGAUUUUCAAAAAGGGGGUCAGUCGUAAAGGCAAAGCAAAAAGUCCGAUCCACAGAGACAGUAAGGAGGAACAAGAUGGCUGUGUCGAAGAUUUGCAGAGUGCACUAAACAGUGCUAAGCAUUAUGGACAACUUGACCUCAUCCAAGAACUGAUCGGUAGAGGAGCCGAGGUGAAUAAAGUCGAUAAUGACAGUUUUACUGCACUACUGCUAGCUUUAGAUGGUCGACUUGAUGUCACUAAAUAUCUCAUCAGUCAAGGAGCCGAGGUGAAUAACAGCGGAAAUCUUAGUUUGAACCCGUUACGUGUAAGUCGUAAAGGCAACGCCAAAAGUCCGAUCCACAGAGACAGUAAGGAGGGAAAUGAACAAGAUGGCCGUGUUGAGGAUUUACAGGGUGCACUAAGCAGUGCUGCGCAGAUUGGACAACUUGACCUCAUCCAAGAACUGAUCGGUAGAGGAGCCGAGGUGAAUAAAGUUGAUAAUGACGGUAGGACUGCGUUACAGCUAGCUGUACUGAAUGGCCAUCUUGAUGUUACUAAAUAUAUCAUCAAUCAAGGAGCCGAGGUGAACAACGGCGGAAACCUUAGUGUGACCCCGUUACGUGUAGCUGCAGGGUUUGGUCAUCUUGAUAUUACCAAAUUUCUGAUCAGUCAAGGAGCCGAGGUUAAUAAUGGCGGAACUGAGGUCAAGGAGCUGAAGUCAAUGAGAGCAGCAAUGAUGGUAGGACCACAUUACAUGUUGCUGCACAGAAUGGUCAUCUUGAUGUCACCAAAUAUCUCAUCAGUCAAGAAGCUGAAUCAAGGAGCAGAAGUGAAUAAAGACGAUAAUGAUGGUUGGACUGCAUUACAUUCAGCUGCUAAUAAAGGACAUCUUGAUGUUGUCACAGAAUUAAUCAGUCAAGGAGCUGAUGUUGAUAAGGCUAGUGACAAAGGAUGGUCAGCCUUAUACCUUGCCGCAGCUGCUGGUCAUGUUCGUGUUUCAAGUGCUUUGCUUCGUCAGCAAUCUGGGCUGGCCACAUCAAAUAUAAUUCCUUGGACGGAGUUUCAUUCCGCUGCAGAGAGAGGCGAUCUUGAUUACGUGAAAAAUCAAGUCAGUCAAGGAGCCGAGCUGGGUAAAGCCGGUUCUUUUGGUUGGACAGCCUUACAACUUGCAGCAAGUAACGGACACCUUGAUAUGAUCAAAUAUUUGCUAAGUCAAGGAGCUGAUGUGAAUUCUAGCAACUCUUUUGGUAGGUGUGCCUUGCAUAAUGCUGCGACGAAAGGGAAGUUGGAUGUCGUGGAAUAUCUGAUCAGUGAAGGGGCCGAUAUGAAUAUGGGAAAUGACUAUGGAUCGACUGCCCUGCAUUUUGCAUCAACAUAUGGCCAUUUAGAUAUCGUGAAAUCCCUAAUCAGUCAUGGAGUGGAGGCAGAUAUUGGUAACGCAAUUGGAGCCACUGCUCUCCAUUAUGCUUUAUGUAAUCGUCAGAUCGACAUUACCAAGUAUCUGCUCAGCCAAGGCUCUGAACUGAAUAUGAGAAGCGUGAGGCCCUCCGUCAUCUUACAAUUCGAUGGACAGUAUGGUCACUAUGAUGGUGUGCGAUGUGUGCAUAGUCGUGUAGUUCAAGCAGUUAGCAGACUAAUUGAUUCUCUCACUGUCUUUAGAGGUGCUACAGAAAGUGAUCUUGGUAGAAGCAAAUAUCAAGAUGGCGAUGAGGAAAAGACAGUUCAAGGUGGAAUUGUUAUUGUGCAAAGGCCACUUAUAUUGUCUGAUCUUGACAUUCAAGAUAUUCUUGCAAGUCAAGGAGGCAGAACAGUUAGUCGCACAUCAUUACAAUAUGCUGUAGAAAGUGACAGUUUAGCAGUUGUUCGGUAUCUGGUCAGUCAAGGAGCUGAAGUGAAGGAAAGCAACAAUGCUGGCUGGACUGCUCUUCAUAUAGCUGCGCAAAUGGGUAAUCUUGGUAUUGUAGAUUAUCUACUUGGACAAGGAGCCGAAGUAGCCAAAGGAGACGUUGAUGAUAUCUCGCCUUUGCAUGUUGCUGCAUUUGUUGGCCAUUGUCACGUUACCGAGCAUUUGCUUAGGCAAGGAGCAGAGGUCAACGGAGCCACCAAGGAGAAAGGUUCUACAGCCUUACAUGUCGGCGUGCAGAAUGGUCAUCUCGAUAUCACAAAAGGCUUGCUCAACCACGGAGCCAAUGUUGAUGCGACAGACAAUGGCGGUUGGACUCCCUUGCACAUUGCUGCUCAGAACGGUCAUAUCGAUGUUAUGAAGUGUCUACUUCAGCAACUUGCAGAUGUUAGCAAGGUUACUAAGAAGGGAUCAUCUGCAUUGCAUUUGUCUGCUGCAAAUGGACAUACCGAUGUCACAAGAUAUCUAUUGGAGCACGGAGCUGAAGUAAAUCUAAGUAAACCUGGAAAGACUGCAUUGCAACUGGCUGCAAAACAAGACCAAGUACAUGGGACAAGUACAGAUACGUGGUGUGCUGAAGGGCAGGAACAUCCUUCUUCCUCAAAUGGCCGUGCAGAUACUGAGGUUUUAACAGAAGAUGAGAAGAAGGUUGUUUGGCAACAUCCCCAGAAAGGCUGCACAGCAGUUCAUUUAGCCACGCAAAAUGGCUACACCUCCAUCAUUGAGACAUUAGUUUCUCAUGGCGCCGAUCUCAACAUCCAGUCCAUAGACGGACAGACCUGUCUUCACGAAGCCAUAAGUCUUUCAGGUCGGGAGGACAGCAAAGUUGAAGCAACGCCAGCACUCCAAAAGAUCUCAGAAGAGUUCUAUCAGAAUGAAUUGUCUCCCAGGAAGGCCCUGGUCUUCUAUCUCUUGGACCAUGAAGCAAAGUCGGACAUCAAGGAUAACCAAGGCAACCUACCAGUCCACUAUGCCAAGGAUGAAGUCAUUCGCCAGAUGAUAUUCUCAAGGUCUCCUGCCAUGAACAUCAUCAGAGCUGAUCGAGGUAACACUCUAUGUUAA